AUGGAACGGGAAAGGGCGAAGGUCGAUUGCUACGUCGAUGUUGUCCUUGUAUCUACCGGUGUCUCUACAGCAGGCAUAAUGAAUAUGUCUUUCUUAAAUUCAUCUUCGGAAUCUUUGUCGGAACAGGAUUUGGAGCAGCUGCAAAAAGAUGACAUUGAAGCCCUAGCGGAUAAGGUUAAGGCCAAGUUCAAGAGCUUCCAAGAUGAACUCGAAAGGAAGGUGGAGGGCCGGAAAGAAAAGGAACAAGAGGAGUAUGGCAAAAAGAUGGAAUUUAGAUGUGAAGAUAUAUUUACGAAGAGUGUGGACAAGUGCCGGGAUGUAUUUCGUGAAAAGGAGAAGGAGUGCCACAGGGUAUUGAAGGUUCCUGGAGUGAAACACCUACUGUGCCUGCCUCUCAAGAUGACAUUCUUAUGUCGUAUAUUUCAAGUAUUUGAUUUUAUGUGUGAUAAAGCACCGGUGGAUACAAGCGGCUUGAUGGAUACCUACUAUGAAACCAAAAGGGCCUUGAAAAAUUUUGCCAACAAUUUCAAGGCAGACUUAAGAUGGCAGGUGACCCAGUUGCUGUCACUAGUUGAAAGAGUGUCCGUUCAAGAGCUCCAAGCCGCUGUCAACCAUGAGAUCGCAAGAAAGAAGCUUUGGUUUGAUCUCAUCAUCGGUAUCACCAGAGCCGUACUCUCUGUCACAUUCGUCCUCGUAUUCAAGAGUGCAUUUGAAUACAACAACCGAUAUCUACGAGAAAUUCGCUUCGACAAUGUUUAUAUGACGUCAUACUUUAUGAAAAUAGACAGAAGGCGACGAAGAGAGGGUCGGAAAUCAUUGUUGCCGUUGAAGAAAUCAGAACAGAAGGAAUUAGUCGAACCAUUCAAAUGCAAACUGCAAAAGGCCGAGAAAGGAAAAUUUCUGAAGAGUAUCCUUCGCUUGCUCCCUCAAAUCCUCGUCACCAUCUUCAUCAUCGCCAUUGAUUACAUCUUCUUCUCCGCUCUCGAUCUUAUUCAACGUCAUAGUCAGGUGGAUUUUAAAUUUAAUGGUCAUCACGUGAUCCGCUUUGCUAUCCAUGGAGACGGCGCCGUGGCUAGUGUGUUUCGCAAGGUGUUUUUGACGUUCAGCAGUGAACAUCGCAUAGCCAGAGUCUCCUCCAAUAAACAUUGUUUGCCCGUACCAAAUAAAGUGAAGAGAAGUACCAAUAUCCUCAUAAUGAGUCUAUGGAUAUCAGUGUUAGCUCUCCUCUACUUUGAAGCAUACGGCUUGAGAAUCAGAAGGGUGAUCUGUGCUUUCUUUUAUCCAAAGAGGGAGAAGAAGCGAGUGCUGUUUCUAUACAACGAGAAUCUUAAGAAAAGAGCGGGAUUUCUUCGACAUGCUCGCAGAAAAGUGCGACGUAUGGUUAAAGAACAAAACCUCUUGAAGGAAAUUGGCAUCCUAGCUGAGCUGCGUCACAGCUACCCUCGAAUGUGUGGCUGGUUGUUUAGACUUGGAUUAGGAAAGAAAAGAUGUCUUAUAUGUGCUGAGGUGGAGAGUAAGGGAGCCAGGCACUGCAAGAACAGAAGAUGUACUUUUAUGUAUUGUCGACAGUGUUAUGACGAUGUUCAGGGUGUAUGCUACGCCUGCACGGCAGUCUCCGACUCGGACGACGAGUCAAGCUCAGAAUGGGAUAUGUGAAAGAGAGAAGGCUGGAUACAUGGUUCCUUUCUUAUCUAUCAGAAAUACCAACUUGCAGGGGCGGAGUAUCUCGAUAGGGGGCUAGAUGAUAUCAACAUUCAUUCAUUCGCCCUCUAAUGGAAAAUAGGAGUAUAAUGAACGAUUAAUAUUUACUUGGUCUUCAUUGCACUUUAUCUGAUACUCAUUCAGCCUUAUUCUCAUUUAGCCUAAUACUUCAUUGGUCUAAUUUACACUGUCUCUCACUAUCUUUUUUUACUUUGUCAAGAAAAUUUGGUUCAUCAACCGU
Lytechinus pictus (painted urchin) is the source of this 1942-nucleotide messenger RNA. RefSeq names its product E3 ubiquitin-protein ligase DCST1-like. Gene Ontology annotation, cellular component: membrane. Lineage: Eukaryota; Metazoa; Echinodermata; Echinoidea; Temnopleuroida; Toxopneustidae. The transcript has 14 exons. The record is from RefSeq and is a predicted model, not a curated record. Bases 1 to 1656 code for a protein of 551 amino acids.